Messenger RNA from Puma concolor (puma), 447 nucleotides. It is a transcript of the gene RNF224, whose product is annotated as ring finger protein 224. The record is from RefSeq and is a predicted model, not a curated record. NCBI's taxonomy places the organism in Eukaryota, Metazoa, Chordata, Mammalia, Carnivora, Felidae.
UCCCGGGUCUCCGAGGAGGGGACUGCCACUGGGUCCCGGCGCGGUGACUGCAUCAUCUGCUACUCAGCCUACGACCUGGCCGGGCACCUGCCGCGCCGCCUCUACUGCGGCCACACCUUCUGCCAGGCGUGCGUGCGGCGGCUGGACACGGUGGCCCACGAGCAGCGCUGGGUCCCCUGCCCGCAGUGCCGCCAGAGCACACCCACGCCCCGUGGAGGGGUGGCCAUGCUGGACCUCGACCUGGCCGCCUUCCUGGCUGUCAGGGCUGAGCGGGAGCCGCCUCGCAUGGAGCCCCAGCGUCCCGCGCCCCCCAAAGGCAGCACCGCUGUCACUCAGCAGCCAGCCAGGCUCCGCCCCACCUUGGGCACCCAGCCCCACUUCCCCCAGCCCAGACGCUGCUGCAGCUGCGGCCUCUGCUGGGACACCCUGGACAGUCCCCAGGUCUGA